GUGCAGCGGGAUUACAGCGAUGGGACCACGUGCCAGUUCCAGACAAAGUUCCCCCCUGAGCUGGAAAGCCGGAUUGAGCGGCAGCUCUUCGAGGAAACCGUGAAAACCCUUAAUGGCUUCUAUGCUGAGGCAGAGAAGAUUGGGGGCAGCUCAUACCUGGAGGGGUGCCUGGCGUGCGCCACUGCCUAUUUCAUCUUCCUCUGCAUGGAGACGCACUACGAGAAGGUCCUCAAGAAGAUCUCCAAGUACAUCCAAGAGCAGAACGAGAAGAUCUAUGCACCACGGGGGCUGCUGCUCACCGACCCCCUGGAGCGUGGCAUGAGAGUU
Molecule: messenger RNA, 327 nt
Organism: Cariama cristata (Red-legged seriema)
Lineage: Eukaryota; Metazoa; Chordata; Aves; Cariamiformes; Cariamidae
Product: golgin subfamily A member 7B
Exons: 3
Biological process (GO): peptidyl-L-cysteine S-palmitoylation; protein targeting to membrane
Cellular component (GO): palmitoyltransferase complex
Source: RefSeq, a predicted model, not a curated record